UGGUUGGUUGGUUGAGUGGCUGGCUGGCAGGCAGGCAGGCAGGCUCGCUCGCUCGCUCACUCACUGCUCGGCGGUAGUGUCUUGUUGUUUGGCGAUUUACGCUGCCUGCUGUACGUGUUGUGAAUCUAGUUCGUGGCUGGCGUGUGCGGAUGUUGUGUAGGUGGAAUUCGAUCGCGGUUGUCGAGUUCGUUUGGACAUCGGCUAGUCGUUGCUUGCAGCUGUAUUGCGGCGAUGUCGGUGGGCCUAUCAGUUCAGUCGUUGACGCAGGAGCUUGAACAGACCAGGGAGCGACUGCGAGUCGUCGACGACGACAUCAAGAAGCAUUCGGGCCGAAGAAACGUGCCAGCGAGCAAUUUCAGACAUCUGAGAGAUGCGCCGCCAGGACUCCGGAGCCAGUUGGCCAAUCGUCUUGACGAUGGACCGCUUCGUCGUCGACAGCAAGGAGGUGCUUUCAGCCGUUUGGGGCGGCAACUUAAUGUACACGAAGCCCAGCGUAUGGGUCAGCCAAGCCCACAAGGCCCAAGUGGUUCCCAUCAAGGAACGAUGUCAACGAAGGAUCAGGGUCGUCUUGGCUCGGGAGGUUCCCAUGGGACCGGGUCGGCUGUUGGGUCAGGUCUUCGAGUGGGAGUGAAACGUGACCGCAGUGAGCGAGUCGAGCGAGAACCCCCCGAAGAAGGUGAGUUAGAUGAACCUCCAAGAAAGGUUGGUCUUCUUUCGUCCAUUGGCGCCUCCUCAAUGACUGUCAAGGGAAAGAGUCGGAGUGAGCUGCUGAACGAGCAAAGCGGCGAUCAGAAUAUCAAAGCACGAAACAGACGAAUGUUCGGCAUGAUCCUGGGAACAUUAAAGAGCUUUGAAAAAGAAGAGAGCACAAAACGUAAGGAGCAGGUUGACAAAAAGGUCGAAAAGGAACAAAAAGUCGAAGAACAGAAAGAACGUGAGAGGGAAGAAGCCGUCCGCAUGCGGCGGGAGCUUAUCGAAGAGAAACGCGAUAAACAGAUCAAACUACGACAGCUGCAAGCCAAGAUAGAAGUAAUCGGAGCGUUUGAAGAAUUCUCGAAACGUCACGGAUAUAUGGCAAACUUCAUCCAUACAAUUGCAAAACCUCCUCUUAUGUGGCUGCCUCGAACUCAUACGCCAGCUAGCGAGGAAGGCCUUGCACGCAGCCGUGCCAAAAUUGAAGCGAUCGUGGCCAAGGAACAACAGCGUAUAGAGCUUGAACUAGAACGAAUCGAAGGCAUCCAGAGGGAUUCCGAAGGCGAGAUUGAUGGCAAGGAAAACAAUAGCGGAUCGACGAUGCCAUCUAGCGUCGCUGUGGUUGUUAGUAAUGAUUACAAAAACGCGGAGGAUGCUCACGAUUCGAGGCAGAACGGCAACGUUGACGAUAGUACAUCAGCUAAAGACAAAUCUUUAGCAGAUUCCGCUAUGAAGAAUAUUAAAAUUAUUAUUGAGAAUGAUCUCGUUAUGAAAAAGAGCGUAAACGGUAAACGCGAAGUUGGCGAAGAUGAGGACGAUGACGAGGAAGUUGUCGAAGAAAAGCCGGAAGACGGAGAGAUCCAACAGCAGCAACAGAGGCAGCGGCAGUACCAGCAGUCGCAACAACAACAACAGCAACAACAACAACAACAGCAGCAGCAGCAGCAGCAGCAACAGCAAAAACAAGAUGGUGACGAAAAACAUCAACAACCGCAACAGAAGCCAAAACGACCAGAUAAUGUGGACGAAAGCCCACGGCAAAGAGAGAUUAUGGACAGUUCUAUGGAUGAUGACAACCAUACGAUGAAACGUGAAGAAGACACAGUAGAGGAAGCUUCAGCGUCGAAGUCUAGAUCGAAAUCAAAGUCUAAAUCGAGGUCCAAUUCGAAAUCAAGAUCCAGUUCGAGAUCUCGAUCGAGGUCAGCUACCCCUGUACCCAAAAGCGUUAGUGUUACCCAAGAAGGUGAACUUGAACGCCAGGACGAACCGAUAGAUCAAGAUUCACCGAACAAGUUUCUGAAAAAGACGACUCCACCAUUUAGUGAGGACGAGUCCGUAAAGAGACAGAGUGGCAAAUCAAUGCCAGCCAACGAAUCGAAGCGGAUGAUAGCUGCCCCUACUGGUAGUGGUGGCGGUUCACCGCGACGUAGUCGAUCUCCCAAAAGGGUCGUUCGGCAGCCACCAACUGCCGCUGUUAAGAAAAAGCGCAACUCUAGCUCGUCGUCCAGUUCGUCUAGUAGUAGUUCUACCAGCCGAAGUGGUAGCAGCAGCAGUAGUAGCAGUAGUGAUUCUUCAUCGGAUGGGAGCCCUCAGCAGCCAGCAAAAAAACCGCUAAGUGCACACGAGGGAAGCAGCGCCAGCCCGAAAAAAUGCAGCAAGUCGCCGACACCGACUCCUGGUAAAAGGAGUCCUCCAAGUUCUCGAAUCAGACGCGCCAGCUCUAGCCCGCCACCAGCUCCUGUCAAACGUAGGGGGUCGUCGCCACCAGUUAGUAGACGAUCUCCCAGAAGGCGCAGUCGCUCGCCUAGAAGAAGAUCACCUGGCAGUUCGGUGCGCCGGGGUAGUAUAAAGCGACGCAGCCUUAGCCGACGUCGAAGUCCGAGCCCAAGGCGCCGCCGAAGAAGUUCGUCAUCGAGAAGGCGAAGUGGGUCCGGACGGAGGCGAACUAACCGAUGCAGUGGAAGCCGCGGCCCACCUAGAAGAGGCAGUCCCAUUCGACGCCGAACACGAUCGAGAAGCCCAAGACGGGGCGGCGCCAGACGAUCACGAAGUCCUCGCAGACGGAGGUAGAACGACAAAAAUAUAAGGAGAAAAAAUAGGUUGCGUGCGAUUCCGAUUAAUUAUAGUUUCCCUUAAAUCUCCUUGUGUCUUGAUGGAUGAUACAUAGAUGUAUGAACAGACGUCAAGUAAAAUAUAUGGCAAACACUAUGAAUUGAAGGAUGAUUGUAAUAAAGAAGCAAAAAGAAAAUAUUAAAGUGGCUGCGACAACAACAAACAUCAGUAGUGACACUACAUAGUUGCUGCUGAUGCCGAUGGAAAAGUCUUCUGAUCGAAAUCUGCACGUACUUGCAGCACGAAAAGGAGGAGAAAAUGAUAAAGUGAUGGAUGUUAAACUUUCCCAGUCGCCUUAACCAUGUUUUGUUCGUAGUAUGUGGCUAAUAGUGAGCGCUGACCGGUUUACUAAAAAGACUCAUGUUCUUAAAACAUAAUAAGAAUGCCAUGCAAAUAUUCCUUGUUGGGCGGAAAACCGGGAGUGGUGAACAGCUACGGGCAGUGCACAAAAACUAAUCUAAGCGCGUUAUAAAUUUCGCGAUUACUUUCCAGUGGGGUAAGAUCUGUGGCGUUACAUUAAAGGGUGGCAUAAGCAGAUUAUGGUACCCUCGUCGAGUUUAGCCGUCUCGACAUUGGGACUGUGUUUACAAGUAGAUAAAAUAGAGAAAAGGAAAGAUGGGAAAAAGCGGGGGGGGGGGGGGG
Messenger RNA from Varroa destructor (honeybee mite), 3447 nucleotides. RefSeq lists its product as uncharacterized. The record is from RefSeq and is a predicted model, not a curated record. Gene Ontology annotation, cellular component: catalytic step 2 spliceosome. NCBI's taxonomy places the organism in Eukaryota, Metazoa, Arthropoda, Arachnida, Mesostigmata, Varroidae.